Molecule: messenger RNA, 1271 nt
Organism: Tilletiopsis washingtonensis
Lineage: Eukaryota; Fungi; Basidiomycota; Exobasidiomycetes; Entylomatales
Exons: 1
Coding region: 156-959 (267 amino acids)
Source: RefSeq, a predicted model, not a curated record
UCGCAUCGGAGGAAGCAGCAGCAAGAAGGGCGCUCACCUCUGUGACACUUGCGCGCUUCUUCGAGCGCACCUCGCGAGGCUCUUCGGUAUCGCUCUCUUGCAGGAGCGAACGGCCCUGGCGUCUCACCGGCGACUCCUUCGCGGGCGCCUCUUCGAUGACAGUAGACAUGCCCGCGACGCCCGAAUCGCGGCCGCGGAGCUUGGCAGGUGCCGGAACGACCGUCUUUCGCACGUGCAACGGAGCCUGCAGCGGAUGCGGUGCAUCGCGCGACGACUCGCGGGCUGGAAGCGAGGCCUGCUGCAUCGCUGCAGGCGCUUCGACUCGGCGCACGUCUGCUUCGUCGUUGCCAAGAGCGCGUCCCAGCGCAGACGCCACUGCAGCGUGGUACGAGUCGGGGAAACUGCUGCCGAUCACCGACACGGUCGUGCGCUCCAGCGACAUCGUGAUGCUCUCCUGUCUCGCCAGCGACUGCUGCGGAGGGCUGGGCUGGCGCACGGGCUCGACGGCGGGCGGAGCGUACGGCGGAGGCUUGACGGGACCGGCAUCGACCGCGCGACUCGGCACUUCGGGCGGCGCCAUCUCGACAUCGCGAGUGGCCCUCGUGCCGCGCAUGGGCGGCUCUGGCACCUCGUCCAUAUCCUGCUGGUGCACGGGCUGGGCAGGCUCGGGAGCUGGUGCGGCGUGUCUUGACACGGCCUUCUCGACGAGGGAGCGCGUGUCUGCCUGCGAAACCUCAGCUUCUGCCUGCUGCUCCGGCGUGCUCGCUGUACGUUCGUUCGCAGCGCCGCCGACAGAAACUGCCCGACUCGUCGGGCUUGUCCUCGCCUGCGAGCGCGAUUGCGAGCGACGCUGUGCCCUCGCCUCCGACGGCGACACCGGCACGUCCGAUGCGGCGGGCAGCUGCAGCAAGCGACCGUCAUCGUCGUCUCGCUGCAUCUGGUCCGACUCGUCGACUUGAUCCAUGUUGAUGUACUGGUCCAAGAGCGCAAGGCCGGACUGCGAGCGCGCGGCGGCGGACGUGGCGCUAAUGCCGUCGGGAAUGAUGUCGGGCGGGCCGUAGUCGCUCGACGGGCCGUCGAGCACCGGCUCCUCGACGGCCUCGACGGCCUCAGGGCGCACAGGCUCUUUGACGGGCUGCUUUGCAAGAGCUUCGAGCGCCUCGCGGUCCCGAGCGCGCUUGGCCGAGGCGGCGGCAUUCGGCUUGCUCAUCCAGGAUGCUCGGCUCGCCUUCUCGGAUCCCGAGCUGGAGCGACCGGCGAGCUUGCGCGGU